Molecule: messenger RNA, 834 nt
Organism: Nylanderia fulva
Lineage: Eukaryota; Metazoa; Arthropoda; Insecta; Hymenoptera; Formicidae
Source: RefSeq, a predicted model, not a curated record
AUGGCAUCGACAUCGACAUCGCCAUCAACAUCACCAUCACCAUCAAUAACGUCGUCGUUACCCCUAGCGGUGGCGUCGUCCAGGAGAGUGUCCACGGCGACGUCACCGCUAGUGAUAGCAUCAUCGUCCAACAAAGUGUCAACGGCAACGUCGAUGGAUAAAGAUACGGCGACAGCGGAAACGGCGACAGCGGAAACGGCGACGGCGGUAACGGCGACGGCGGUAACGGCGACGGCAAGACCAACCUCAACGAGGCAAGUAAAAAAGCGUAUAAAUGCAGCGGUAAAACAGGCGGUGAACCGCGAGAGACGACGAAAGAUACAGGCAAGAUACAGGCCUGCAUCAUCCGUAUAUGUGCCAACACAAUAUGUGCACACAUCGCCCGCACCGUCUCUGUAUAUGGCCGCAUCGCCAGCAUCGGUAUAUAUACCCGCACCAUCCGCACCGCUCGCCCCAUCAACACAAUUAGGAUACGGGCCGGCACCAUAUGGAUAUGUGCCCGCACCAUCCGCACCGCCCGUACUACCUACACAAGUUGGAUACGAGCCGGCACCGUAUAGAUAUGUGCCCGUACCACCCGCACCGCCUGCACCAUCAGUACAAUUAGGAUACGGGCCGGCACUGUAUGGAUAUGUGCCCGCAUCAUCCACACCACCUGCAUCGUCCGCCCCAUCAGGACAAUUAGGAUACGGGUUGGUAUCAUAUGGAUAUAUGCCCGCACCAUCAGGACCGCCUGCACCACCUACACAAAUCAUCUUCAGUAUUGGUAAAAAGUCAAGUAAUAACUUUGAAAUUGUGACGGAUGUGCGAUUUGAAAACUUAUUGUAUGAUUGA